Messenger RNA from Aureobasidium pullulans EXF-150, 1221 nucleotides. RefSeq lists its product as uncharacterized. The coding region runs from base 1 to 1221 and encodes 406 amino acids. The record is from RefSeq and is a predicted model, not a curated record. The transcript has a single exon. NCBI's taxonomy places the organism in Eukaryota, Fungi, Ascomycota, Dothideomycetes, Dothideales, Saccotheciaceae.
AUGUCGGGCCCGCAGCAGCCUCCGCCCAUCGCUACCCAAGGCACCUUCUUCGCCAACAGCAGCAUGCACACGCCAUUGACUCCGGACUAUGACGACGUCGAAUCGCCGUCGCUGACAUCUGGAAAUGCCCUCGCCCGCUUUGAAUUCGAGAAACCUGCUGGCGACAAGAGGAGCGGGACAAAGAUCUUGAUGGUCGAAUGGGAGGACGACGAACAAACCAAACACAUCCCAGGUCAAUGGACUGUUAGCUGGGAGGGCAAGAAGGCUGCCGUGCUCAAUGCCAAUGCCACGGAUGGCUCACGGGAAGGCUUGCACCGUCUGUACUUCCUGCUGUCGGUGGUUGAGCGCGUGCCAGGUACCGUUACCUUGACGCUACAGUCGGAGCAUCAGGGGGAGGAGAAGAUUGUCUGGCGCACGCAUCCGUUACCCGCCAUCUUCCCUCCUGAACUAGGUGCCUCGGCUCGCCAGGCUGGCAAGAAGGGUGUGCUACACACGGUAUGGGCAAAGAAGCGUUUGCAGGUACUCAAGCAGGAGAUCCAACACGAAGAACAGUACAGCCCUGAGGGCGUCGCUCUGUCCAUGGCCAUGCAAGAGCGCGACUGGAUCGAGUCCAACUUCGGCGUACGCACAAAGCCACACGGCCUGAAGAUUGCAACUACAACCCCGUCCGACACGUUGAACCUCGGACUACCUAGCCCAGCCAGCCCGCGCAGUCCCGGUCGAGGUCCUUUACUAGAGAAGCUCAAGGGACUCAAGCUCGACACCGAAGCCUCCAAGCACGACUCCAACCCUUUAAGUCCCGAAGGCUCAGAUGUCGCCGUCAACUUCAACACCUUCGCCGCGCUACACGGUCUACCUGACCCAAGCACGCUUUCUGCAAAAUCUGCCCAACAUCCGUCCGAGUCAGGAACAACGACACCUCAACCACAACGAAGAAUAGCAUCACAACUACCACCGGAGUCGAUCCUCGCGCAGCAACGACAACAACAGGCCGGAAACAGCAUGGCGUCACUGAAUGCAUUCGCCGUUACCGAACCGCCCGUCGAGUUCAAGGCCCCUUCUGCAGAUUCCGUCCCUUCAUCGUUACCGAGAAGUGAUUCACUUGCAGAUGAAGAUGAUCUUUUCGCACUGCCUCUAAGCCCUCGAAGUCCCGCUGGUACACAGACCGGAGGUUCUGCUUUCUCCUUUGCCAUCGACGACGUUGCAAGAUACAAGCAAUAA